Molecule: messenger RNA, 989 nt
Organism: Bufo bufo (common toad)
Lineage: Eukaryota; Metazoa; Chordata; Amphibia; Anura; Bufonidae
Gene: STPG1
Product: sperm tail PG-rich repeat containing 1
Exons: 7
Coding region: 5-943 (312 amino acids)
Biological process (GO): epigenetic programing of male pronucleus
Cellular component (GO): germinal vesicle; female pronucleus; male pronucleus
Molecular function (GO): chromatin binding; histone binding
Source: RefSeq, a predicted model, not a curated record
CAAGAUGUCUACUGCUCCUUCCUCAAUUCCAACAAAAUACCAGACUGUGUACAUUGCUGAGUCAGAGAAGAAGGGUUUCAACUCAGGGUCACUGAGAUUUUCCUACAGUCUUAGCCAGAAUGAAAAUCCAGGCCCGGGAUCGUACAAUGUUGGAAAAGGACCAAAUGCUGACAGUGUUUCAUUAUCAUCUAAAGGGACGGGAGGAUUUCCAUCAAGGGUAUCGAGAAAUUCGCGUGUUAGGGCAGCGCGCAGUCCGGCCCCUAAUUCUUACUACAUACAAGGUUCAUUGCCCUCAAAGAAGGAUUUUAACAAGAGUAACUCCAGUAUGUUUCAUCAGCCUGUUGCUCUCAAGGUGGAGGAUACAAAACAUAAGACACCAGCUCCAAAUCAGUACGAUGUAUCUCAAAAUUUUUGCCAUCCAAAUAAUAAUGUAUCUGCACAUGCAGCUUUUGUCUCAGGAACCAAGCGGGAUUCUGUACAGCUGAAAACUUUGAAAGGACCUUCACCUUGUCACUACACAAUAAAUUACUCUCUAGUUAAAGAAUCUCCAAAGGUCCUGGUUUCAUGCUUCAAGUCAAAGACUGCAAGGGAUGGUAUGAACAUGACCUCAGAUUUCCCUGGGCCAACCAGCUAUGACCCAUAUGGAUCUCCUGAAACAAUAAAGAAGACUGUUUUUCCGAAGAAGCAUUACCUCUGUUUCUCAGCUCCUGCAGUUCCAAUGCCUAAGACACCGAUAGCCCCAGGCCCCGGACACUAUGACCUUGUGGAUUAUGAAGGACCACUCAAACACUACAUUUCCAGUGCUGCAUUUGUGUCAAACACAAGUCGUUGGGCAGGAGAUUUUUCUGGAGCAGAUGUUCCUGGACCGGGUGCUUAUCGUCCUGAAGUCCCAGGAAAACAGUCUUUUCUUUACAACAGUGACAAGAAGUGGAUUCCCGCAUAGGCCACACACAAAGCUUAUCUCUAAUGAACUGCAUCUAAAGAGCACC